Molecule: messenger RNA, 452 nt
Organism: Belonocnema kinseyi
Lineage: Eukaryota; Metazoa; Arthropoda; Insecta; Hymenoptera; Cynipidae
Product: 2-hydroxyacyl-CoA lyase 1-like
Exons: 3
Coding region: 64-330 (88 amino acids)
Biological process (GO): fatty acid alpha-oxidation
Cellular component (GO): peroxisome
Molecular function (GO): thiamine pyrophosphate binding
Source: RefSeq, a predicted model, not a curated record
AGAUACAAGCUUCCAAUUAUUAUUAUUGUUGUGAAUAACAACGGUAUUUAUGGAGGACUUGACAUGGAGACUUUUCGACAAAUUCAAGCAAGCGGAGACCCAACUCAAGUACUACCUCCAUACUCGUUGACUUGCGAGGUACAUUACGAAAAAAUGAUGGAAAUGUUUGGGAAAAAGGGCCAUUAUUGCACCACGGUUCAGCACAUUUCGCAAGCGUUAAAUGCUGCUCUUCUGGUAAAAGACGAACCAACAUUGAUAAAUAUCAUGAUUAACCCACAAGCUGAUAGAAAAGAACAAAAAUUCAAAUGGUUAACAGAAUCGAAGCUUUAGAUUUUAGAAAGUUUAUUAACGAUUUUUUACCCAAAAAAAAAACAUAAACCUAAAAAAGUCAAUUUGUGUAACAAAAUUGUACAAGAAGAUUUGAAAAGAAAUAUUUCGAAAAAUCAUUUUUU